AUGGGUAGAAUAAAAGAAAAUUACACGGGUUGGAUUGCUCGUGUGUCCACGAGACAAAUCCUAUUUGAAAUGGAUGGUGUGAGUUUGUCAUAUGUUCAAUGA
Molecule: messenger RNA, 102 nt
Organism: Linum tenue
Lineage: Eukaryota; Viridiplantae; Streptophyta; Magnoliopsida; Malpighiales; Linaceae
Source: the annotation of a GenBank genome assembly